GUUUUUGCAUUGUUUAGACUUGGCUUCAAGCCUUAUCCAACUUCCAAUUUUAUUCCUUACUCUUACGCCAGAUUCCCGGUGUACGAUGGUGCAAGGUAUAAUAGGAAGUGAGCUUGUUAAGCUUAUCAAGAGCGACAAAGUCCCAGACAAAGAUUACCUUAUCGUAGAUGUUAGAGACGAUGAUUGGAAGGGAGGAAAUAUCAAAGGCUCCCGAAAUCACCCAUCUCAAAAAUUCUUGUUGGAGGUUGAUGACCUUGUCGAGGGGACGAAGAAUGUACCGAUUACGAUCUUCCAUUGUGCACUGAGUCAGGAGCGUGGGCCAAAGGCAGCCAGAAUUUACGAAGAAACUCGCAACGCUUUGCAUGAUACGAAUCACACUGUGUACGUCCUUCAAGGGGGCUUCGUCCAAUUCGGGCAGUCGUACAAGAUAUUUAAGGACGAUCCAGAGUUGGUGGAAAACUGGAGAGAGAUCAUUUGGUAG
This is a messenger RNA of Suillus discolor, 481 nucleotides long. Its product is annotated as Rhodanese-like domain-containing protein. Gene Ontology annotation, molecular function: protein tyrosine phosphatase activity. Lineage: Eukaryota; Fungi; Basidiomycota; Agaricomycetes; Boletales; Suillaceae. Gene Ontology annotation, cellular component: nucleus; cytoplasm. The transcript has 6 exons. The record is from RefSeq and is a predicted model, not a curated record. The coding region runs from base 86 to 481 and encodes 131 amino acids.